AAAAAAUAAUUAUUUUUCUUGAUUUAAUUGAAUUAAAAACCUUUAAAAUCGAUAUAAUACUAGUUUAAGUUAAUCAAAUGAGUAAAAGAGGACAUCAAGGACAGGUCUAUCAUCGAGGAAUCGAAAAAUAAAGGCAUUAAAUAAGGAAAAUAAUGCAAGAAAUCUAAAAAUAAAUAUAAGAUUGUGAUAAAGAGAAGAAAAAUUAAAUCCACGUAUAUGUUAUGCUUACAAAAAGCAACGACGACGAUCAGAACAGUUCAGACAUCAAUCCAGUUAAAGACAAAAUUAUCAGCGAUGAGAAUCAAUUAGAUGUAUCAAGCCGUAGUUCAUCGAUAGAUAAAUUAAAUUCAAAUAGUCCAAUUAUGAAAAUAUUUUCCUAUUCAAAAGAAUUGGUGCUGAUUUUUGCUUUUAUACUAACAACAAUUGCAACGAUACAGAACAAUUCGGGACCUAAAAUUACUCGCUCACCGCCUCCUGUUCCGUUCUUCUCAAAAGGAUCAUUCGUUGAGGAUUACUAUUAUGGACAGCUAUAUCCAACACAAACUAAAGUGACGUUAUCUGAACUCUCCUUUGUAUUCUAUUAUGCAGCUUGGUCCGCAGAGAGUCAAAAUGCAAGAUCUGCUUAUGAGCAUGUUUCUCGACUGUUCUACAAAGAGGCUUAUUUCUCAGCUAUAAAUUGCUGGCAACCAAAUUCAGAAUGUCGACUUCAGUACAGCAAAAUCAUCAGUUGGCCCAUUCUUAUGGCAUAUACAAGGAAUGGGUUUGGUGUGCAAUAUCAGAAGAAUCUAUGGACGGAAUCGGCACUUACGAAAUUCGUAACAUCAAUGUUGAAUCCAAUAAGUCGUUUGACAUCACCAGAAGAGUUGCUUGACUUCAUGUCUAGUCGUGAUUGUGUAGUUGUUGCAUUUAUUGAUCAUGAAGCUCAUCCCAAGCAGUACAGUUCCUUUUAUCGAGCCGCACUUAAAUUUAUUGAAAAGGAUCCAUUCAGUGAAGUUGGUUUUGGAAUUGUUCUUGGACAAACAGGCACAGAAUUUGGAGUUGAUCAAGUUCCAGCUAUUCGUGCAUAUCUUUGGAAUGAGACAUUAGAAUAUAAUGGAAAUAUAACAUGGAUGAGUAAGGACAUAACAAAAUGGAUUCAAGAAAAUAUCCAGCAAGUGUCACUUUAUUUGUCUCCACCGGGAAUCAAGUCUUCAUCUUUAGCACCAUACAUGAAACAAGGACCUAUUUUAUUGCUAUUUACCCCAAGAAAUUUGUAUUUAGAUUUUUCUGAUUCGUAUGUGAUGUUAAGGCAAAUUGGAAUGGAAUAUUAUAAUUGUAAGGAUGAUGACUGGGUACAUGAAGUUGCCCGUGACUAUCUGUUGCAUAAACGCAUACAAAAUCGUGAAAAAUUAAAAGAAUUACAAAAACAAUGCUACAAACAAAUUCACAUGUCUUAUCAGUCAAAUGAACCAAUGAUCAGUAAGUGCAAUAAGCCACUGACAUCGAGUGUGUCCUAUUUGAGUGUUUUGAAUGCAUCCAAGAAUCUAGAUUCGAAGAAAAUGUCAAACUUUUGUGAAUUAAAUGAGCCAAUGUCAUCAAAAUGUGAAUGUUUAUCCGACAGCUGUAUAGAACCGAGCCACAACAUGUAUACAUCCGAAAGUAAUAGCUUUGCUUCAAACAGUAAAUACAGCACAUCAAUGCUGGAUAAUAAGAAUGAUGAAAAGUCACCGGAAGCAAUAAACAAGUACAAUUUAAGAAGGGAUUGUCAAAUGAUCAGACUAGCUGAAGAACGAAGUGAAAUACAGUUUAUAGACGAUAAAGACACAACACCAUUAAAAUUAAUUUCUGGAUUAGGCUGCAAAUCAAAUAAAACAUUCACACUUAUAUCUAUGGACAGUGUUAGUUUUCAUACAUUUGCUGAACGUAUAGGUGUUGAUAUUUUAGAACUUGAAAAUAAGACAGCAGCAAUGAUUAUGGAUCAAGAUAAUGAGUCAACAUAUUUACUGGACGAGCCAGUAUCGCUAAGCUCAUUAUCGAGAUUCAUUUACAGUUUUCAUCGUGACGGUCUUCAAAGAUUUCUCAGAACCAAUAGCAUCCAAUACAGACACACUCAUUUCUUUGAUAUCAAUCAGUUCCUCGUCGUUAAGUCACAAGAAACUAUAAAAAUUGAAAAUAAUGAGUUUUCAAACAAGAAAAAAUGUCGUGCAAGUGAUGUUAAGCAGGAAGAUAGCCACAUUGUGAUACGAGAAAUUAAUUCUGAAGAUUUCGAUUCUGUUGUUAUCAAGUCUAAUAAGACUGUUGUUAUUUUAUUUUACUCCACAAACUGUGCCUUCUGCUCGAUGAUGUCUCACAGUCUACUGACGGUGUCAAGAAUACUAUACAAAAUGCCAAAUAUCGAGUUUGUGAGAAUUGAGGGAGAUAAGAAUGAUUUAGCAUGGCAAUACACAAUGGCUGAAUUUCCAUCAUUACUAGUCUUCCCAAGUCAUUCAAAGUCAGACAGCAGAAAGUUCUCAUCAAAAAUGCCAAUAAAUGUCACAAACGUUUUAGGUUUCGUAUUAGCAAAUCUAAAUCGAUCGUACAGAUUAUUAGGCUUGGUUAUGGCAUGUAACUACAAGAGGCAGAACUCAACCAACGACUGCAUAUUAGCAAUUCAGGAGGAAAUAACAGACACAAUCUCGUUUGCAUUACGCGAAUGGCGGAAACAUUCAAGAAAACGUUCAGCAACACUGCGUAUAAUAAAACAGCUGAAAGAAAUUUACCUCAGACUAUUUAGAAUAGAAAACUCAUGCAAUUUCAUAGAAGUUGAGCGAGAUGUAUUCCAUUUAAUAAGACGAUGGCAGAAGGCAAAAAUUUUCUGAUGAAUACAGGCUGAUUAAACUCUUUUUUUUUUUGAUAUUCUGUAAUCUUAUUUGGUUCUGAGAAAGUUUGUGGUAAUUUGUGAUCAUUAUAUGGACUUGUAAGUUAAAGAUAAAACUGUUUAUAUUAAGGUUGGUUGUUUUCUUUAUUUUUGACAAUUAUCUAUAAGAAUAAGGUUGUCAGGACUCGUAUUUUCAUCAUUCAGAUGUUCUAAGUCUCGUUUUGAUGUUUUACAAAAUUCUAAAAAGAGCUAGUUAUCAACAUUAGUCGAAGAUCGAUCUAUUCUUGGAUAUACCGAGCAACUCACUACUGCUGUCUAUCCUGAUAAUGUUUCACUUGUUUCCAACAAACUCUCAUGAACUUGAAGGUCUUUUCAAAUACUCAUUAUAGCCCAAUUUUCAUAAUAAUGAAUGGAAUUACAAACUUGUUUAUUUUGUCGAACUACACAAAAACUACCAAAAAAAAUCUCACAUUAACCUCUAAAAGAGAACUUAAUUGACCAUUUGAUAUGAAGGCAUUUCCAUAUAUUGAUUACAGCUAAUGGGUUUUGAUAAAAACUUAACUUAAUUACACAUUAUCAUUCACUUUCCUGUGAACACACGCAGUGCAUGGAAACAAAAUUGUUGCAAAAUUGCGUCCUAAAUCGAAAAUGAUAUAAGAAAGGGAAUUUUGAAAAGAAGCCAAAAAGGCAUUAAUCAUCAUUCCAUAAAUUCCAAUUCUUAUUUCAUUCAUUCAUUCAUUCAUUUUGUUAAUAAUGUUAUUACUAUUGUGAAAGCGAGU
Molecule: messenger RNA, 3615 nt
Organism: Chironomus riparius
Lineage: Eukaryota; Metazoa; Arthropoda; Insecta; Diptera; Chironomidae
Source: the annotation of a GenBank genome assembly